AUUGUUUGCUACUGUCACUCAUUUUUCGUCUCCUACAUUCGCUUUCUUCACUUACAGCUGGUCUCUGUUACCUUCAUUCAUUACCAAAACUCAAGAUGUUUGGAAAAUCCGCUUUGAUGAGUGCGCUCCUCAGCGCUGCUUCUGCUGAAACCAUUUGGGAUGGUCGCUUCAACGACAUGACCUCCAGCGCCGACUUGAGCAAGUGGUCGUUUGCUAACCAAGUCGGUUCCUACCAAUACUACAUUCACGGCUCUGGCGCAGUGACCGACUAUGUCAACCUCGACGCCAAGUUCAAGAACCCUGCCGACACUGCCUCUAAGCAAGGUGUCAAGAUCACCAUUGAUGACACUUCGAAGUGGAACGGGCAAACCAUGCUCCGCACCGAGCUCAUCCCACAGACAAAGGCUGCCAUCAACAAGGGAAAGGUAUACUACCACUUCUCCAUCAAGGCAUCGAGCGAAAAUGCCCCCACUACGACCAAUGAGCACCAGCUCGCCUUCUUCGAGUCUCACUUCACUGAGCUGAAGUAUGGUGCUUCCGGAUCCGCCAACAAGAACCUACAGUGGCACGUGGGCGGUGUCUCAAAGUGGGAUGUAGAGCUUGUCGCAGACGAAUGGCAUAAUGUCGCAUACGAGAUCGACUUCGAUGGCGGUUCCGUUACUUUCUGGCACUCGACUGGCAGCGACGCGUUGAAGAAGACUGCUGGACCCUUCACUGCUAGCACAAGCUCGAACGGUGCGGAUUGGCAUCUUGGUGUGCUGAGGCUCCCGGGCAACAAUGAUCCCAAGGGUGCUGAGGAUUGGUUUUUCAGCGGCGUAUACAUUGAGGAUGGCACCCUUACUACUGCUGUUGGUAGUGGCGCUGGUGGUGCCGCUAGUCCGCAGAAGCCUGCUCCUGCUGCGUCAUCCACUCCUGCCGCCUCCUCGACCUUUGUAACCUCGACCAUCGCUCCUGCCAAAACCCCAGUUGCAGAACCCGCCGAUACUCCUGCCGAUGUUCCUGCCACCUCUGCCACUCCCACUCCUACUCCUACUCCUGCUCCUGUUCCCACAGCUGGAUCUGGCUCUGGCUCUGAUGUCCCUUUGCCUAAAGAGUUCACCAUUCUGGAAUUCAUCACUUGGCUCAAGGCUAAGACUGGAAAGAACUAAGCGCCUUCCGUUGUCAGCCAAGACCUCUGCAAUUCUUCUCAAGCACUCAUACAUUCUUGUACAUAAACCAUUUCAUCAGUGAGUUGUUGGUAUAUAUUAUUUACAAACUUUACCAUCAGA
This is a messenger RNA of Pyrenophora tritici-repentis Pt-1C-BFP, 1268 nucleotides long. The record is from RefSeq and is a predicted model, not a curated record. NCBI's taxonomy places the organism in Eukaryota, Fungi, Ascomycota, Dothideomycetes, Pleosporales, Pleosporaceae.